Messenger RNA from Quercus lobata, 1476 nucleotides. RefSeq names its product putative disease resistance protein At4g19050. Bases 102 to 704 code for a protein of 200 amino acids. The transcript is spliced from 3 exons. The record is from RefSeq and is a predicted model, not a curated record. Lineage: Eukaryota; Viridiplantae; Streptophyta; Magnoliopsida; Fagales; Fagaceae.
UAGACGCACGUGAAUGCCCGAGAUUGAUCAGUCUCUUCUCGCCGUCCCUUGCUCAAAGUCUAAAAAAGCUGAAACGACUCUCUCUUGUCGGAUGCGAUGGAAUGAAGCAAAUAAUUUCAGAUCAACCAAUUUGUCUCCCAAAAUUAGAGACUCUUUGGGUAACGAAUUGCCGAGAACUGGAAUAUAUCUUUCCUAUCUCAGUUGCUCGAGGUCUUCAGCAACUAGAAAGGCUAGGCUUAGGAGAUCUUCCCCGAUUAAAGAAAGUAUUUGGCCAGAACAGAGAAGGAGAAGUUGGGGAUUGUGAAAUAGAGAGUCACCAUCAACCUACAGGCUUCCCAAAAUUAAAGACUAUUGAGGUAGUGAAUUGCGGAAAUCUGGAGUAUUUGUUUCCGAUCUCAAUUGCUCGAGAUCUUCCCCAACUAGAAAGUCUAUCAUUAAAAGAUCUUCCUCAAUUAAAGCAAGUAUUUGGCCAUGAAGAAGGAGGAGAUGAUGGGGAUGGAAACAACAGCGUGCUAUCUAAGUUGAGAAACUUAAGAUUAAAGAACUUACCAGAGCUUGUCAGUUUGGGUGGAGGAAAUAGUUCUUCAGUUUGGCCAUCAUUGGAGAGGCUAGAAGUGGUGAACUGUCCUAAAGUGAAGUUGGCUGAUGUGGAAGCGAAUGUGCCAGCUCUGCAAAAGGUGGACAAGAAAGAGAUAAAAAACUAAUAUCCUGCUCAGCACCCAUCCUAGCAAGAGCGUCUGCACAGCGAUUUGCUUGGCGAUAAAUGUGCUUAAUUUGGACCUGAUCGAGCCUGGAAAUGAGCUGCCCAUCAAUGACACUCUUGCUCAACUUCCCAUUUAAGCUCAACCAAUCCUGCAAAUCUGACCGCCACAAGCCAUGAUUAGUAUCCUGCACUCCUAGUUUAUUCAGGAGACGGCAACCUGAUCUAUGGUUGGAUCGCAGAGAACGAAGGUGGUGGUGGUGGGACUGGGACUGAGACCUACAGCCACAUCUGGUGGGCCCUAGCUAGUGCUGCCCAGUUGGGGUGGGCCAUAUCUUCCUUCAAAAGAGGCCACGCCGGCGACUCCCACUUCAUGCCUUUCAAAGCCUUCUCCGUCGCCUCCCUCUUCGUCGGUGCCGCCGCAACCGCCGCAGUUUCCGCCCUCCAUGUCUCCGGCAUCCACGAGGUGGAAGACCUCCUGGAAGUGGGUGCAAAUAUAAGAAAUGGACUUGGAGUUCGUCCAAGGGCACGAGAUGAAUAAGUUACUUCUCGUAUACAUAAAUUGGAAUAUUUUUGUUAUUUUUUAGGCACUGAGUUUUAUUUCUAAGAAUGAUUGUAGCUUUGUCUGGCCAUCUUCUUUGAAGAUCAUUGUCUAUAUUUUUUAAUGAAAACAAAUCCAUUUACAGAGAAUGGAUAUCAUGCAUGCGUAAAAGCACACUCAUGGUUACACUUUUCUGUUUCUUUCCAAAGAGAAGCUAGCAGAAGAUUUUUCUAUU